UCUCUCUCUCUCUUCAAACAGGGGAAUUCUUUGAUAUCGAUGAAUGGGUUGGGCAAACGUGGGCUUUUGCGGAGCUUUUGACCUUUUUGGUUCUCCAGAGCCAUCAAAACUGAAACAGUAGAAGAAGAAGAAGAAAAAAGAAGAGAAGCUAAUAUAAGUGCUGCUUGGAUUUUAUCUGGCUUUUUUGCUUUCAUUUUGUCUUUUUAUCCCCCCCCCCCCACCUCGUCCCUCAGUUUUAUGGCCAAAAUGGAGCAAAGAGGGGGAGAGAGCUGGAGAAAACUGGUGACAAAGAUGCUCCCACCAGGAGCUUCUCUCCCUGAAGAUGAUAGUGAUCUUGAUUACUCUAUUGCCAUGGAGUACGAGGGCCCACCGGUUUCUUAUGAAGUCCCUAGAGUGGAACCCCUGAAUGCAAACUUACAUGCGAUCCCAACUGCAGAUCCCCUAUCUGAAUCGCAAAGAUCCGCUGCCAAUGCGGGUCCUCCAGUCGUUGAACCUAUACCUUUGCCAGUGUCUUGUAUUGCUGGUGUUACGGCUUUGCCUACUCACAGCCCAGGGGUCUCGGGCAGUUCAGAGUCCGUAGCAUCUGUCUUGCAAAACCCUGAUUCUUCUUCUGCUUCUCCAUCAGUUUCUCCAAAUUCAGUCCAUAAUCCUCCUAAAAGGGUUACUAAUGAAGUAAGGAGAGCGCCAGUAGUCACUUUUAACACUGUUAAUAGAUCUGACAGUAAAGAGAUUGAGGUUGAGAAGCCAGAUUUUAUAAAUUAUGUUGGCGUGUCAAAAGAAAAGAAGAAGAAGAAGAGUAGAGUGUGUUAUCGGUGUGGAAAAGGGAAGUGGGAGACAAAGGAGUCAUGCCUAGUGUGUGAUGCUAAGUAUUGCAGCAAUUGUGUUCUUAGGGCAAUGGGAUCAAUGCCCGAAGGGCGCAAGUGUGUAACUUGCAUUGGUCAGCCAAUUGAUGAAUCGAAGCGGCUGAAAUUGGGUAGACAUUCAAGGUUAUUAUCCCAAUUACUCAGCCCUUUGGAAGUCAAGCAGAUUAUGAAAGCAGAGAAAGAAUGUUCUGCUAAUCAGCUUCGGCCGGAACAGCUAAUUGUCAAUGGAUUCCCUCUUAAGUCAGAAGAGAUGGCAGAACUACUUGGAUGUCCUUUGCCUCCUCGAAAGUUGAAGCCUGGUCGAUAUUGGUAUGACAAGGAAUCUGGUAUGUGGGGAAAGGAGGGGGAAAAACCUGAUAUAAUCAUAAGUUCAAACUUAAACUUCACUGGGAAACUUUGCCCUGAUGCGAGCAAUGGGAAUACUGAAGUCUACAUCAAUGGCCGAGAAAUUACAAAGCUCGAAUUGAGGGUGCUACGGCUGGCAAAGGUGCAGUGUCCACGUGACACUCAUUUUUGGGUCUAUGAUGAUGGUCGUUAUGAAGAGGAAGGUCAGAACAAUAUUAGGGGAAACAUUUGGGAGAAGGCAUCAAUACGGUUUAUCUGUACCCUUUUUUCUUUGCCUGUGCCCCAUGGUCAACCUCAUGGACCAAGAGAUGAGGCUAGCAAUUAUACAACAGUUCCAAAUUAUCUGGAACAGAAAAAAACUCAGAAGCUUCUUCUUCUUGGACUUCAAGGCUCUGGAACCAGCACUAUCUUUAAGCAGGCCAAAUUUUUGUAUGGGAACAAUUUUGCCUUAGAAGAAUUGCAGGAUAUUAAGCUGAUGAUCCAGAGUAACAUGUAUAGAUAUGUUAGCAUUUUGCUUGAUGGGCGGGAGCGCUUUGAGGAGGAGGCUGUGUACAGGAUGAGAGCACUAGGAUCCCAUGAUCAGAAUAAUGAUACAGAUGGAGAAGUUGAUCCUAAUGGAACGAGUCAAUGUAUCUAUUCCAUAAACCCGAAGUUGAAGCAUUUCUCUGAUUGGCUUCUGGAUAUUAUAGCCACUGGAGAUUUGGAUGCAUUCUUCCCUGCAGCAACUCGGGAGUAUGCUCCAUUAGUUGAAGAUGUGUGGAAGGAUCCUGCUAUACAGGAAACAUAUAAAAGAAAAGAUAAGCUUCACUUCCUCCCGGAUGUUGCAGAGUACUUCUUAAGCAGGGCCGUCGAGAUAUCGAGCAAUGAAUAUGAACCUUCAGAGAGAGACAUAAUCUAUGCAGAAGGGGUGACUCAAGGAAAUGGUUUGGCUUUCAUAGAAUUCUCGCUUGAUGAUCGUAGUCCAAUGUCUGAAAGCUAUACAGACAAUCUAGAGGCUCCACCUCCACCAAUGACCAAAUACCAACUUAUAAGGGUAAAUGCCAAGGGCAUGAACGAGGGAUGUAAGUGGGUGGAAAUGUUUGAAGAUGUUCGCGUGGUAGUCUUCUGUGUUGCUCUUAGUGACUAUGAUCAGAUGGGGCUAACCUCAGAAAGUAGUGGCAGUGGACCCGUGCUUCAGAACAAAAUGAUGCAAAGCAAGGAACUGUUCGAGAGUAUGGUUAGACACCCUUGCUUUAAGGACACCCCAUUUUUAUUGAUAUUAAACAAGUAUGAUCUUUUCGAGGACAAGGUGAAUCGGGUGCAUUUAAGUUCUUGUGAGUGGUUCAAUGACUUCAGUCCGGUGCAGACGCAUCACAGCAACCAGUCGUUGGCCCAUCAGGCAUACUUCUACGUCGCAGUGAAGUUCAAAGACCUCUAUGCUUCCAUCACAGGUAGAAAGCUUUUUGUGUGGCAGGCUAGGGCAAGGGAUCGGGUGACCAUUGACGAGGCAUUCAAGUAUAUAAGAGAGGUUCUCAAGUGGGAGGAAGAGAAGGAUGACAACUAUGGUGGAAUAGAGGACUCGUUUUAUAGUACAGAUGUGAGCUCCUCGCCUUUUGUCAGGCAAGAGUGAUAUGCUUUUAGAGAUCAUAUUUGUAUUGGCUUUACAGUUGCAAGUGAAAAAGGGAAAGAAUGUAAUAUGCUAAGCCAUCAUCUGCUCCUCAGGUUAUGUUUCCACUUCUAAUCACCAAGUUUCAAUGAUAUUGGUGGGGCUGCUUCAUGUUGGAA
Molecule: messenger RNA, 2972 nt
Organism: Juglans microcarpa x Juglans regia
Lineage: Eukaryota; Viridiplantae; Streptophyta; Magnoliopsida; Fagales; Juglandaceae
Product: extra-large guanine nucleotide-binding protein 3-like
Exons: 9
Coding region: 238-2817 (859 amino acids)
Biological process (GO): adenylate cyclase-modulating G protein-coupled receptor signaling pathway
Cellular component (GO): heterotrimeric G-protein complex
Molecular function (GO): guanyl nucleotide binding; GTPase activity; G protein-coupled receptor binding
Source: RefSeq, a predicted model, not a curated record